This is a messenger RNA of Syngnathoides biaculeatus (alligator pipefish), 2130 nucleotides long. RefSeq names its product shugoshin 1 (gene sgo1). The record is from RefSeq and is a predicted model, not a curated record. The coding region runs from base 388 to 2037 and encodes 549 amino acids. Gene Ontology annotation, cellular component: chromosome, centromeric region; nucleus. The transcript has 8 exons. NCBI's taxonomy places the organism in Eukaryota, Metazoa, Chordata, Actinopteri, Syngnathiformes, Syngnathidae. Gene Ontology annotation, biological process: meiotic chromosome segregation.
AUGACGUAAGCUCAGCGCCGCGAGUUGUCGGUUUACGCGGAAGUGACGUUGAUUCCCUUGUAGCCAAUGAGCGAUCGUGGCAGGAAUUUCGAGCGGUGGCUCACGGAAGCGCGAGAAGAAGUAGUUGCUAACGCGACAAACAUUCGAACUUUUUUUGUGUCGUUGCUUGCCCGGAUAAAGCUUCCACUUUUUUUUUUUUUUUGAAUGUCACCGAAUUAUGGUGAUCCGAACAACAUUUUGUAGGUUGUUUGUCGAAACUAGCUGUUUUGUCGCCCGUUUGCGGGACGCUAACGCGAGGUAGCGGCGGAGGAGUGGACUCGUUCGAGCGGCCAUUUUCGUUUUGUUCAUCGUCGUUGUUUGUGUUUUGUCGGUCGCCAGCGGGGAAGCAUGGCGAGGGAGCGCCUGCCCAAAAAGCCCGUCGGGUGCACUCUGGAGGAGAUUAAGGAGAAAAUGAGGGAGAAGCGCAGCAAACAGUUGGCCCGGGUCGCGGCGACCGGCAGGACUUCACGAUCGAGACUCGCCCAUCCGAGCCGCGGCAACGCCGGGACCGCAGCGUCAGGCGGCGCCGCGCCCGGCGGCCUCCUGAAGGCGGUGCAGCAGAACAACCUGGCGCUGGCGUUGGCGCUGCAAGCGGAGAAGAAGAAGGUGCAGCAGGCCAACGCGCACGUCCUGCAGCUGCUGGCGGAGCGCGACGCCCUCCACCGGGAGCUGCUCAAGAGGACGCUGCGAGCCGGGCGGACCCCCGCUGCCUCCCCCCCGCCGGUCAGAGUGUCGGCGCUGCCCGCCGAAGUCGAUGUGGAGUCACUAAGACGGGAAAGCAUCAGCGAGGAGAACAGCGCCGCCUGUUGGGUCUCCCCAAUUUGUGCAGAUUCUCUUAAAAUGGACGCCCAGCCCGAAUUAGACGCAUUCGCCUUAACGGCGAAGGUGAGCCGAAGACACGGAGGAGGGACGAAAAGGGGGAGGCGAUCCGACCUUGUGCGACAUUGGGGGUCCGUCGGCGAGGCGCUGGUCUCGAGACCCCCCGCGUCCAGUGAAGCCCGCCGGGAGACGGUAACGGCGGCCGAAGACGAUCGCGUCCCCGAACGAGACCCCGAACCGACCGGGGACGCCCACAAACACGGGCGCCGAUGGCCCCAGCCCAAAGCGGACGCACCGGUGCGAGGGCGCAAGCCUGAGCGAGCCCCCCUGAAGAAGCCCUGGGAGAACCCCAAGAGGGCGCGAUCCAAGAGCCGGGACCGCGGCGCAGCGCCCCCCCAGCAACUCAACACCUCGCUGGGCUUCAAUGACGACUAUGACUUUGACUGGGAGGAGGCCGUCCACGUCACGCCUUUCAAGCCCAAGCCGGGCCACCCGGAACCGCCCGCUCCGGAACCCGGCGUGCCGCCGUCGCCCCCGUCGUCCGAGUCCAAAGACAGCCCGUACGUGCCCAGGAAGAAGACCAAACGGGGGCGCCCGUCCCUCCAGACCACCGAGGCCGUCGCCACCCGCAGCAGGCGGACCCACCAAUGGGACACGAGUUCUGCCAAACACGAAGCCGGGGUCGACGCCAGCACGCCGGCGGACGUCGAGAUGACGACCGUCGACGCCCCCCCGCCGCUCAGCGCGCCGGCGGACGGCGAGACGACGCCCGUCGACGACGUCCCGUCCCGUUUCGGGGACCCCCUCCGCCGAGGGCCUCGUCGUCGUCGUCCUCCUUCGUCUCAGCGCAAGAAAGGCGGCUCGGCUGCCCGCGGCGCGUCCGUCCGGACCCGAUUGAGUGACGUGACCAACGUGUCGCCCCCCGCAGCCGGCCGCCGCUUCUGCCGGUCCUCUGAGGCGCCGCGCUCGUCCACGCCGGCGCCGGCCCGCGAGCGCCGCCGCACGGUGGCUGUGGACUACAAGGAGCCCUUGUUGAGCACGAAACUCCGGCGCGGGGACAAAUUCACCGACUUGCAGUUCCUCUCGCCGGGCUCGCCCAUUUUCAAGAGGUCGCGCGCGUCCGCUGGCGCUCGCCCCAAACCGGACAAAAAUAACAAGUCGUCGGUGGGCUGCCGUUGACGGUUUGUCCUUUCGAGAUGUUGUACAGUCGUCAUUUUUAAAUAAUUCAAUGUUUUACAGAAGCAAAUUAAUAAACAUAGUUGAACAGGCAAA